AUGUGGCUCGACAAUCCCAAGACGCGGUCUCUCCCAUACAAUCCUCCGCGCAUUCACAAAUACCCCCUCAGCGCACCCGACGGUAAACUUCAGUCUAUCGUCGACUCACUAUCGACCUUGCCUAAUGGCUCGUUUUCUCCCGAUCCCUCCGGUAAACCUAUCCAUGAUCUCUACGAUGCACAAAAAUUGCCUGUGACCACCACAUCACCCGAUUCGAGCCGGUCUAUCUUAGAGAUCUUACAUACUCCGGGACAUACCUCCGAUUCUAUAUGCCUCUACUAUCCCCCCGACUGCUCCCUUUUCACGGCUGACACCGUUCUCGGACAUGGCAGCUCUGUAUUCGAGGUCCUUGGGAUAUAUAUGGCAUCCUUGCGCAAGAUCAUUGCCUUCGGUGAGAAUGGCGAGAAGUAUGGUCCCGUGUAUCCAGGACAUGGGCCAGUGGUGUCGAAUGGCUUGGGUCAGGUCACCACAUAUCUAAAGCAUCGCGUAGCGCGGGAGACACAGAUUUUGGAGGUGAUUCAGAAGCCGCCUCCUUCGAACAGGUAUUGGACGACGUGGUCCAUCGUUUCGUCCAUAUAUGCGGACUACCCAAGAGAUUUAUGGGAGGCCGCAGCGCGCAGUGUCGACAUGCACUUGCACAAGCUGGAGAGCGACGGCCUAGUUGAGGGCCAAGGAGGGGAAGGGAAACACACUGAGUGGAACUUUAUUGGAUAA
Fibroporia radiculosa is the source of this 714-nucleotide messenger RNA. RefSeq lists its product as uncharacterized. NCBI's taxonomy places the organism in Eukaryota, Fungi, Basidiomycota, Agaricomycetes, Polyporales, Fibroporiaceae. The coding region runs from base 1 to 714 and encodes 237 amino acids. The transcript has a single exon. The record is from RefSeq and is a predicted model, not a curated record. Gene Ontology annotation, biological process: secondary metabolite biosynthetic process.